This is a messenger RNA of Phaeodactylum tricornutum CCAP 1055/1, 3062 nucleotides long. RefSeq lists its product with no specific name. The transcript has 2 exons. The coding region runs from base 237 to 3062 and encodes 941 amino acids. NCBI's taxonomy places the organism in Eukaryota, Bacillariophyta, Bacillariophyceae, Surirellales, Neidiaceae. The record is from RefSeq and is a predicted model, not a curated record.
CGGAACGGUCCCCAGCGGAGGCAUACUAAGGAGCGUACACUUGUAUCCGAUAGAUACGGAUAAUGGAUCCCGCUUCACGAACCCGAUAUUCCCGCUCGUAUACAGGAGAUGGUCACAACUAGUCACAGACCCACGUUUUCGUACGCUGCUUUCCAACAAUACAGGAUUGACAACAAAAUCGUGUAUCCGCAAUCCGAUCCCUUACAUCCAUCGUCUCCUCCUCCUUCGAGGUAAACAUGACGGCAUCGGACAAUCAGCCAGCGAAGCGAAAGGAACAUCCACGCAGGAACCGACGACGGCUAUUUCGAUCUUUUCUUCCAUGUCUCGUACUGGCGCUGUGCACAUUGCUUUGGUGGAGUUGGGAUCUCGUGCAUUUUGACCAAGGGUGGUACAAAGAGGCGGUUGCGAUUACGGGGCUUCAAGAAUCGUCCAGGACAAUGGCGGAAGCCUCAGAGACUAGGACGAAGGCGACAAUAACGACGGCACCCACCGCUUCAGAGGACCUUCUGCCGCCGCUGCAAGUCUGGCGCGAAUACCAAGCCCAACACGGCGUCGACUCUCUGAAACAAGAAUACGGCAGCAGAAAGAGAAACUCCACCACAAUCCCGUCGUCCUCCACUUCCCGCCGCUUUGCUGUCGUUAUGUACACUUGUCCUCAUCGCGUGGGCAAUUUUUGGAACAGUGCCGUGCACGCCAUUAUCUGGGCGGUAGCGCACAACAGGACCAUCUUGCUGCGCAGCAUGUACGUCGAGGAAUCGGCCUGCCGAGAUAUUGUGCGUGUACCGUCCUGGAUUCCUCGCUAUAACGUGUGGAAUCAUCAACUCGGACUGCCGUCGCCCCAACCCUGGAACCUUACCAACCAAACGGCUAAUAGUAUCGCGAUAGGUGCUACCAACAACGCAUUGGUAGCCUGGGUCCCCCAGCUACCCUAUAUAUCUCGGAAUAGGAAAGUGGUACCCAUGGCGGCGUGGGGGAGUGAUUUACUCAGUGACCGAUUCAAAGCGUACGUCCAGUCGCAGUCACAGCUCUAUAACAAGGAUCUGGAGCAAAGUAGCCACCAUAGCAGCGACAACAACGGCAACAAAGACACGACUUUUACAGCAACCUCUACCCGCUUUUUGCCAUCCCGAGUAUCUGCACUGUACGCGCUUGGUUCCACUUUUUUAGAUGGCAUGCUAUUGAAUGAGGUCUUUCCCUUUAAUCCGACUCGAUUCAAUCGCAAAGUUUUACUGCCGUCUACUAAUAAUGCCAGUAUUUCCGUCGACCAUGCGGUGGUUUUUGAUCCCGAGGCUUCCUCCCUGUUUUCGGUCGCCUUGCACUCUAGACACGUCGGAAUCGCCGACGAUGGAUCCUAUGUGCCCAGCGAGAUAGCUUGCCUUCAAACACUUCUUGCUCGCUCCAACUACACCUCCUGUCGCGUGACAAUUUUGGCAGAUCGGGACGUUGCCGUUGCGAAACUAAUAAGCUGGUUACGUACGCACACUUCCUGCGUCAUUGUCACAGCUGCUCACCCUGAGCCCAGCAACUCGUCGCUGAAUGAAAGAAAUCCUUCAGCGAAGGUGGGUAGUUUGGACGAACACGGAACCAACGCGGGACAAGGCUUCCUGGACGAGCUUGCUUUGGCCCUGUCCUACCCACUCGACGCCGUCAUUGGCGAAUCCCUUCGCUCCAGUUUCGCCAUCCUACACAAACUCGCCGCCUACCAACACUCAUUCCGUCACUUCCCGGUAUUGAGUAGAGACGCGACAGCUAUACACAACAAAUUGCAAGUAUGCGAACUGCCCUUCAAGCGCGAGUAUGGCUACGACUACGGUCCCGGAACACCUACCUUUCGCCACACGAGCCGCGUUAAACCGUUGCCACAGCAGCAAGCCUGGAAAGAAUACUUGCGGCAGCACUCGGGGGACGCACUGGAACGAGAAUGGCAGUCAGGAAGAGGAAGCUCGGCGUGGGAAAACCGUGUCUUUGCUGUAGUUCCUUUCACCGUAUGCUCGGUGGACGGUAGCUCUCUCUUCCAUUGGAUGGACAGCAUUCGGAAUGCGCUCUCCCCCGUCCAAUCAGAUGCCACGUCCGGCGGAAUGCCGUGUGCGACCAAGCUACCCGAAAAUGUGGCCCGGCUACGUCCCCAUCCCGAACUUGCUUUGUACGAAACCUGGGCGCCGAGGCUAGGACUACCCGUACCCCUAGAGCUGGCCCAUUCCUUAACAGUAGAUGGAACCGCGCUGAAGAUAGAUCGAUUCCGAUUCUACAAAACUAUCAGAAACAAGAAUCGUCCGCUUUUGAACAGUACAGACACGCAAGGUUGGGCGGUAGACCCCACCAGUAGUACUAUGGAUGGAAAGCGUGCCAAUCAGACUUCCGGCAGUAACAUGGAGCAAGUUUUGCUUGCAGAGGGUAGAGAGUAUCUGUACGGCAUGUUGUUCGAGAAUUCGCUGCUCUCGGAAAGCUUUACCCAUACUUUGACCAAGGCCGAACUCGCUGGAUUCACCGUGGGGCUUUUCGCUGCGCACCAAGAAUAUUCGGAAGCACUUCACCGAACCAGCAACGGUUACGGAAAGCAGCAAACAGUGGACAUUCUUCGGGAAAUCGACUGCCUGAAACGUGUACUGCCGCCGCCGCCACCAUCACCAGUACUGCCGACAUCAGCAACGACACUAGCACCACUUGCGUGUACGGUCCUGGCAGCAGCGGACCAUCCAAGUAUUCUGACGGCGUUGCAAGAUUGGCUCGGGGUAAAUCGCCCAGAUUGCAGCUUGCGUCAUUCCUUGCCGUCGUUUUCCUCUGAGGAUUCUCGUGAAUCGUGGCAGGAAUCCUUUCCGAAAGAUUCGGAUUUGUUGUCUCAGGCUCGAAAUGCGUGGAUUCAGGUGGUGGUGGAAGGAAAUGAGAGUCAGAAUGCCACUAGCGCUGCGCAGGCGGCCGUGGUGAGCAGUACUUUGAUACGAAAUCGUUUGGAACUGCAGCGCCGUGAUGAAGCUUGGAAACUAGGUCGUGUACCAAUGGUAUUGCCCAGUCUGGAGACUUGCGUGUUAUUGCCAUUGAACGCUAUCGUGGCUACUAGCUAA